This is a messenger RNA of Loa loa (African eye worm), 2154 nucleotides long. RefSeq lists its product as hypothetical. The coding region runs from base 1 to 2154 and encodes 717 amino acids. Lineage: Eukaryota; Metazoa; Nematoda; Chromadorea; Rhabditida; Onchocercidae. The transcript is spliced from 16 exons. The record is from RefSeq and is a predicted model, not a curated record.
AUGGAUCAGGAGUCGUGUGGCAGUAUCCUGAACCCGGCAACUGUUAUCAACAGGAUACUAAUCCCAAACUUGAAGAGACCAAUACGUAAGAUCUGCGCUGCCAUUACAAUCGAAAAACUGCUGGAUUCUCGUCGUGUGAACAUAGCUUGGUCAUUCGAUUACACUACUGAAUCCAAAUAUUAUUGUAAUGAAGAUGAUAUAGCGGCUCAGAUGGGAGAAAAAGUGCAAGUGAUACAGUUAAUUGGAGCAUUCUAUUCGCAAUAUACCUUUCCACAUCGCAGUACAGUCCGUGGCUCCCGUUACUUCUACAUAGAUUCGGUCCUUUCGAAGUUGGAAGGUCGUUUGGCUCAUUUGACCGCAGAGAAUUCUUUUACUACAAAUGCGCUCAGAUAUUUGGAUGAAUUAGUUGCUAAAAAGGAAUUUUCUUGGCAAGCGGACUACUAUUUAUCGAAGAUACUUCUCCGCAAAUUACUUGCCACGAGAGAAGUUAACAUACCAGAGAGACCGGUGGUUGGAACAGAUCAGCAGGCACGGAUUGUAUGGGUUGCAGAACUGUUACCCAUUACUUACGCCGGUGUCAAAUCGAAACCAUUCUUUAGUUUAGCAUUUCUGGUUGAUGGUCAUGUCAACAAUUUGGAUUUGGAAUGCGCUUUUGUUCUACAUUUCAACGAUAUUCCAGAAUUUUCUUUCAUUGAAUUUCUGGUUCUAUUCAAAAUUUUCAUGCGUUCCGGUAGGAACAAUCGAGUCACGAACUUAUACAAACACACUCCUGGGUUAUACGGCAAUAGAUAUGAUAGAAGCUUACGAGAAAUGGUCAAAUGGAUAUUUCGUCUCAUAAAUCGAGUCCAGAAAUCAGCACAAGUGAACGAGGAAGCAAUACUUGACGCAAAACAUCGCGUUUUACAGUGGGCAGAGGCUUACGCAGCAAAUUCUAAAGUGCUCGGGACCGAUGAUACGAAGGCAAUGCUAUGUUUAUUGAGAUGGAAGGACGAACCUGGUCUAAAGGAUGAUAAGUUGGAACGAGGAAUGGACCGAUUAUUUUUUGAGGUCUAUCUAAAGUGUGUGAUACGGCCCAAUGACCCAAUUCUUGAAGUUAUACAAAAAUGGGUUCCCUGUGGAAAAAGUACGGAAGAAAUAGAACAAUAUUUGAAUCAUAUCCCUCCAUCUCGCCCAUCUGAAGUAAAGGUGUACAGGCCUACUCGAUUACUAUACUAUAAACCGGUUCAUCCUGAUGAACAGACACCGUGGGAGCGAUGCCAAAUGAAUAAGUUUUUAAGUGAAACUGCUGACUAUUACCUUUACGGGGGAGCUAGCAGGAUGCCGAAUAGGCCAACAUCCGGACCGGGUAUGUUUGGUUACGCACGGCCAUUGUAUGUGUGGAGUAUUGAUGGUUUCAAAUUGAUGCCAUUUUCCGCACUGAAGAAUAAAUAUGAAGAUGUGCCCUCAGACUUAUCAGAGCUAAACAAAAAGAAAAAAAUACCGUUCGAUUUGCAAGCCGAAGUUGGAAGUGUAUGGGAAGCUGCUCCAUCUAGACGUCUUAAUUUUCAUUCUCCACCAAAACGAAAAAGAAAUACUUCCAGUCAAUCAGUGAAUAUUCCGAUACUUCAUAAUGGUGAGAAUGAAAUGUUUCGAAUGCAAGUACCAUAUAUUCCUUUUAUUCCCCUACCAAUGAAUGCUUUUGAUAAUGAGCUGGAAUUUGGUGCCAGUGCAGCUAGUCUUGGAACUGUUGAUAUAUGGCGCAGUUAUUCACUUCCAUGCGAUUUAUCAAGUUUAAAUUUGCAGACCGAAAAAAUAGUACUCAAAAGGUCAGCACGGAAAAGAAUGUUCAAAGUCCGGAAGCAAAAGUUCAAACCAUGGCAACGCAAAAUGAAAACAGGAACUGCUGAUCUAACCGAAAGCGCUCCAAGCACAAGAAAAAAACACGCCAAAAAGGAACGUGCAGUGUUCCAUCCAUUUUUCGAAAAUAUUGGAUCAUGCAGCAUUUGCGGACUAAUGGAUCAUACUGAAAAUUUCUGUCCAGAUACGGCAUAUUAUUCAAAUCUUCUCAACAUGUUGAUGCCAGUGACGUACAAAUGGGCGAUUAAAAAGGAAAAGGCAUUUGAGAAUUUUCAUCGCCAAGAUUCUUGGGGUUGUUUUGGCAUUGAAGAUGAUUGA